Messenger RNA from Soboliphyme baturini, 607 nucleotides. The record is from the annotation of a GenBank genome assembly. NCBI's taxonomy places the organism in Eukaryota, Metazoa, Nematoda, Enoplea, Dioctophymatida, Soboliphymatidae.
GGUGCAUGCCUUACAUAAAUAGGUAUUAAGGAGUCACGAACCAAACGAACGAUGCUAUAAAGUCAGAAAACCCGGUCAUGAACUUAUAAAAGGUGACAAGUUGUUCAUUGACGGUAACGUGAUACUUAAAGAUGCUUCAUCGGUGCUAUCGAAGAAAGCUAAAACGGAAGAGUCGCUACAGAGUUUGAUGGGUAUAUGCAUAACGAAGAAUCAGACAGUGCCCGAAGACGACGAAUUUCGGUGCUGCUCGAAUCUGAACACGUUCACGGCCAGCUGCGCAUCACUGUCCCCGCCUUCUGCGUAUCUGUUGCAGCUGGACAGCCCCCAGCAAAAGGCCCGCGGUCAGGCAAAGAUCGGAAAAUCAGAAAACGACCAUUCAACGGCGACUGCCGAUAACUGUACGUUCUGUGCCAACUGCUUUACGACGACGACCACCGCCUGGCGACGUGAUCGUUUCGGCAGAUUGGUGUGCAACGCCUGCGGCUUGUACUACAGGCUACACAAGGCACGACGUUUGUUUUCACAUUGGACUGUUUUUAGGGACCGACCCUUUGGCAGACUUUUACUGCAGACGCCAUUAUUACUGGUCACUAUAAGCAGACAGUGA